This is a messenger RNA of Anisakis simplex (herring worm), 1272 nucleotides long. The record is from the annotation of a GenBank genome assembly. Lineage: Eukaryota; Metazoa; Nematoda; Chromadorea; Rhabditida; Anisakidae.
AUGGAUUUGGAAAUAGACACUGAAUCAGCUGAUGCAGCUGUUUUGCAGUUAUUUGCGAGACGUGAACCAGAAACAAUGGAGGUAGUUGUAGUAGGAACGAGCGUAUCUUCACGUCCACCAAAACAUGACAAUUCGGAGGAUGGUGAUGAUAAUAUCAGUGAGGAUGUUCAGGAUGCAUCCAAUAAGGUAUCAACAUCGUAUUCAACAGCUAAAUGGCGUAAUGGAACGAGAUGCAUUGCGAAAGGGUGCACGAAUAGGGCAACGGAUAUGCUGAACUGGCGAGAGGAAUUGUGUGAGCAUGGCAAAAGGCAAGCAAUCUGUAAAAAAUGCCGUAUCACACAACCGUACCGCUUGCACUAUGUGAAUCGGUCAAAUCAUCAACUUACAAUGCUUUUCGCUGAGUUGCUCCUUUCAAAAACUGCUUACAAAAAGAUUAACGAUAGCGCAUGUUUGCCAGCAUAUCACUGGCGUAUAUGCUCGGAUCAUUUUCACGUAUCGCAGCUAGGCAAUCCAAUGGCAUUUCCAGUACUUGGUAUCGGUAAAACACAUGCACAGAUUCGUGAGAUCUCUCGAAGACACGGCGUCGAAGAUCAGUUACCAGCAAAUUUCGAUGAGAUCUCGUUGGAAUGUCAGCGGUUAACACCGUGUUUUUCGUUAACGCGAAAUAUACCCUCCACAGUUAGCUGCAGCAGUACACCUGAUAAUAUUAGGGACGAAUGGGAUGAUUCAAAUGAAAGUAUAAAAAGAUACUACGAAUGGUCAUCUCGCGGACAACGCCAGUCGAAUGAAACUCAAGUGAAAGGGCAAACAGACAGUGAUGAAGAUAGCAAAACCGGUGAUGGUAUUGAUAAAGACGAGGUGAUGCCGUUGAAAGGCGGUGGUCGUUCGUUAAUUGAUGAGGAUGAAGUUCGAGGUCGAGCUGAACACCAGCAUCGUGUUCGAGGCCCGCGUUUGGGUCGUCGUAAUCUCAGACGCAGGACGGUUCAAGUUGGAAAGAAUUUGGUGACAUCCGGAAGCAAUAAAAAUGAAAUGAGCGAUUCUGAAGAGAUGAAAUCGCAGCUGACAAAACAGAAUAAGCCACAACAAAAGCGAGAAAAUUUAUGUCAGGAUGAAACAGUUUCGAAAGUGCGAUCGAAGAAAAGAGGACGUAAAAGAGGUCGUGUGGAUCUGGGUGAUUCGCAUCAUUCAAUCGAGACAGGAGCAUCAAAGAAGCACAAGAGGACGGCCAACGAAAAGAAUGCUCAACACAAUUAUGAUCGCACGGUCAGUUGA